Formica exsecta is the source of this 2448-nucleotide messenger RNA. It is a transcript of the gene Gasp, whose product is annotated as protein obstructor-E. NCBI's taxonomy places the organism in Eukaryota, Metazoa, Arthropoda, Insecta, Hymenoptera, Formicidae. Bases 1064 to 1816 code for a protein of 250 amino acids. Gene Ontology annotation, molecular function: chitin binding. The transcript is spliced from 3 exons. Gene Ontology annotation, cellular component: extracellular region. The record is from RefSeq and is a predicted model, not a curated record.
CACAUCUUUCGUUUCGUCUGACCACAUCUUUCUUUCUUUACUUUCCCUUUCUCUAGACAUACUACUUGAAGCUCUGUGUUCUCUAUAUAAUAGAUCAUUAAAUUCCAGAAUAACAAUCAUCUUAAAUGGUAUUAUAUAUAUAUAUAUUUUUUUUUUAUUUUUACAAAAACAAUUUUGCAUCGCAAUGAGAAAAGAGUGUAAUCGAUGUCUUAAAUAAUAAUUCAUAUACUUUAUAUACAUGUAUGUAAAUAAAAAACUCAUUACUUAAUGUGUGAUUAUUCUUGCUGAUGUUAGAUACUUUUAGAUUGUUUUUUAAUAAAGUGCAGUAUAAAUUCAUCUUAUUAUAUAGAGGAAAGUAUGAUUCAAUACCCUAGUAAGUUCGGCAACCGAAGCAAAUCUAGUUUUACACGCAUAUUUUAUAACUAAUUAUCAUUUUAUCAUUUUCCAUCUUUUAGCUUUUCUCUCGUUGUAACUAUUAUAUAAUUUAAGAUUAUUAUUUUGCAUAUGUGUUCCAUAUUUCUUUAACUUUUAGGGCUCUUAGAAAUUUAUUCUCCUUGGAAAUAUCGUUAUUAUAAUCACGCUCUUUUUCAUGCGAUGAAUUCCUUCAUUCAAGAAUUUGAAUAGAGGCUGACAAGAAUGGAAACACAUCGGACAUCCAGUGCGGAAUUUCAUUGCCUCGUAACAUAGAGAAAGAAGAAGAGAGCGAGAGACAGAGAGAUGAAAGAGGGGAUAGCAUCAAAGAUGGAAAGAAGACAGAAAGCCCUAAAGUGAGACGUGGGGAAAGAGAGAGAGAGAAAGGAGACAGAGAAAUAUGAGAAAAGUAGAGAGGUGCACCUUUUCUCGAAGUGUCCGAAGAAGGUGGUGGUAGCUAUAGAAGGGGGGGAGAGGAAUAUAGACACGUGACCAAUGACUUAUAUAAAGGUGGCAAACGACAGGGCCGAAACACAGAGUUCUGUCUCUCAGCGAAGCGAAGGCGGUGUCUUUAAAAGUGUGCCUGUAGAUCUUUUUUUUUCUCGUUAAUUUUUCGUUCACCUCCGCGCACAGUCGACCUUUUCAUUGAACCAUGAGGACGUACUUCGUGAUAGCCGCCAUACUGAUCGCCGGAACGAGCGGUCAGGAAUCAUUCAAAUGCCCGGACGACUUCGGGUUCUAUCCUCACCAUAUAUCGUGCGACAAAUAUUGGAAAUGCGACAACAACGCGGCGGAACUGAAGACGUGCGGUAACGGUCUCGCGUUUGACGCCAGCGACAGCAAGUUCCUCACCGAGAAUUGCGAUUAUCUGCAUAACGUGGACUGCGGCGAGCGCACGCAGCUCGAGCCACCCAUCAGCACGCCUCAUUGCACCCGUCUUUAUGGCAUCUACGCCGACGAGAAGAAGUGCGACGUCUUCUGGAACUGCUGGAACGGGGAAGCGUCCCGCUAUCAGUGCAGCCCUGGAUUAGCCUACGAUCGUGAGGCUAGGGUGUGCAUGUGGGCCGACCAGGUGCCCGAGUGCAGAAACGAAGGUACCGAUUGUCUUAAUCUCGCGAAUUGUUUAAUUAAUUCAUUAAAGCUCGAAAGUUUCCUUUCGACCGUUCAACAUAACGACAAGAACACGCCAAGUAGCUCGCACCGAGUGCAUGUCCUGACUUCCGGGUUUUUCUCGGUUCUGCUUUACAGUGAGGAUUACUACGGCGACCUGGACCUGAAGAGCAUCCGGAAGAGUGAGCUACUUGCCGGCAUCCAGAGCGAGCACAAAAAGUCAAACCAGACGCCCCUCAAACCCAGGCCCUCAACAGGAGGGCCCGCAAGGCCUUCCUCUCCUCUCCAGGAAUAAAUCCUAAUUUACCUCACUCCUUCACUCAUUCACUAUUUCUCUCUUUCUCUCUGUCUCUCUUUAUCUGUCCCUUUGUUGCUCUCAUUUAAUUGUAUCGAAUUCUAUUGUUUAAUACAAGUUAUUGGUGCAAAAUCUAGAAUGCAGAAUUAAAAUAUAGAGAUUCUUUUUGCAAGACAUAAUAACUUUGAAUCGAAAUAUAUUUCUUCAAUAAUGAAGAUCAUGAUUAAAUGUUCCUAAAAUUAGCAAAAGCGUACUCCAAUAUUCAACAUAAAUUAGAAGAAUUUUUAAUUUUAUAAUCUCAUUUUAAUUCUAUAAUUUAAUAAUAGGAACGUUUGCAAAAACUUACAUCCUAUUUUGUAUUUUUUGAUGUUAUCUCUUUUUUAAUUUAUUUUGUAUUGCUUAAAUUUACAACGAUUUUACACUAAUAAAUUGUAUCAAAGUGUCCUUUUUUUUCUUCAUUUCCGUUUCUUUUUCUCUUUCUUCUUUUAUCUUUCUCACUUUCUUUCUCUCUGUUUCCUCUAUCAUACAUACACUCACACGUACAUAAUCAAGGAAAAUCCAAUCCUUGCGUAAAAAGGAUUUCUCCGGGAAGGAAAUCAGCGCCGAGAGCCAGAAAAAAAGAAAAAAAGAAA